AUGUACGCUUUGUUAAUAUCUGGAUCAAAUACCUGGGACAACUAUCGUCAUCAAGCUGACGUUUGUCACGCUUAUCAGAUAUUGAAAGCUGAAGGAGUUGACCCGAAUAACAUUAUUACAAUGCUGUAUGAUGACAUCGCUUUUAAUCGCUUGUAAGUUUCAAAAGCUUUUAAGUAAGCCUAAGCGCUUAAAUACGUUUAUAAGCGUACUCAACUUAAUUCUGGUAUGCCUAAUUUUAUAAAUCGUAAUUCUGAGCCUAGCAAACCAAAGCUUAGUAAGUCUGAGACUUUUAAGACCAAACCUAAUAAGCUUAGCCUUACUAAACCUAAGCCUAUAACGCCUAAGUCUACCAAGCCUAAGUCUCCUAAGCCUAACAAGUCAAACCCUACUAAGCUUAAGCCUACUAAGCCUAAGCCUACUAAGCCUGAGCCUACUAAGCUUAAGCCUACAAAACCUAAGUCUAUGCCCAAUAGUCUUAAAACUACUAACUUUAAGCCCCAACUAACGAUACUUGAGCUUAGCCUUCUAAGCCUAACUCAAAUUUAAAAAACUUCAGAAACCCAUUUCCCGGCCAAAUUUUCAACAACCAGAAUAUGAAAGAUGUCUACUCUGGCGUGAAGAUUGACUAUCGUGGAGCAGAUGUUACUGUACCCAACUUUCAAAAUAUAUUACUAGGAUUACCCACCAACGUUGGAUCUGGAAGAGUGUUACAGACGUAUGUACUAUUCUUAUACAAUUUUAAAAACCACGUACUUUACAGUAAUACUACUUUUGUAUACUUUAAAUUAAAACAUAAAUGCCUUUUAAUAUAGCACUAUAUUUACAAUUUUAGAACUUCUGAAGACAAUAUCUUAAUAUACUUUUCUGACCAUGGUAACACCGGUUUUGUUGGCUUUCCAAACCAUCAGGUAUUGACUGCCAAACAAAUACAUGUCACUUUAAAUAUGAUGAUACAACAAAGAAAGUUCAAUGACAUGGUGAUCUACAUUGAAGCCUGCUUCAGUGGGUCAUUGUUCAAUGGUAUUUUGAAGAACGACAGCAAUAGUAAGUUCAUGUUACAGUAUCCUAAACUAGAUUCCUACCCUACCUAUUUGAUCUACCUUAUCAUAUCGUAGCGCUACCAUGCGUUAAUAAACAAAAAUUCUAUGUUUACUAAUAAUAAAGUUACAGUAUACGCAAUGACCGCUUCAAACGAAAGAGAAACAUCCUACGGCAACACAGAUUCGAUUCAAGACAUUACUGGUGCACGUGUAGUACUAGGAGACUCUUUUUCUUCAAAUCUACUCAAUUCCAUCGUAUUUAAGGACUUGACUACAACAACAUUGGAUGAACAAUUUGCUUUUGUCCAAAACGCGACAAAAAUGUCGCAUGUAAAGCGUUAUGGCUCAACUGCAAUUGGCCAACAAACAGUCGCUGAAUUCUUGCAAAUCAUCGAUUUUAGAGACAAUGAGGGAGAUGAUGACAUGAAAUUCGAGGUAAAUUUGAUGAAAUGUUAGUUUUAUAAAAGUGUUUCAUUUAAAAAUGGCAUUUUUGCAAGAACAGUUGAUAUAAAAUGGCAAUUUGAAACAGGUCUUCCACCAGUUUUCCCCGAAAGACUAAAACAUCUUCUAAUUUUUAUAAUUUUCAAAUGUUACAGUAAUCCAACAUUGCUGAUGUAGUUACAAAAAGUCUUCCUUAUAGUCUUUUAAACAUUUUCACCAAAUUUGAAGCCAUUCAGCACCAUAGUAACAAUUCUACAGCGUAUUCACUGACAUGUACCCCUAUGUUGUUGUAUCUUUUACGAAACAACAAUUUCGAACGCGUAUUUUACAAAAACAAUUUUGAAAUCAAAUUCAAAACCAAAUUUUAAAUCUAAUUUCAAAAUAAAAAACUUCAGAUUCCGGAAAAUUUACUGCCACCAUCGACCAAAGGUUCAUUGCCAUCCUGUGUUAUGCCAGAACUGUUGAUGAUGGAACGAUUCGACAAAACCAGUGAUAUGGAAGAGAAACGACGUUUGGGACGACAUUUGAAAAAUGUUUUUGAUGUGGGUUUUGAAAUUUUUAAUUUUUUAAUUUUUUUAAUUUUUAAAAACUGCACGGUGCAAAAAAAUAAAAUUAUUGAACCGUGCAGAUAUUUUUGAAAAAUUAAAGCAAAAAUUGAAAGCAUUGGUCAAUCUUACGUCCAAAAUAAACAUUUUCUGAAAUUUUACCAUAAUUUGACGCUUCAGGUUAAGAACAACAUAGAAAAGCACUCGAUGGAAAUGUACGUUGAUUUGAUGCCACAAUUCAGAUCAAGCGACCCUAUCAUGGACCCAAGACUACCCCCAUUGAGAAUUACUCAACUGGACUGUCAUGAUCAAGUUGUGCGACAAUUUGCUGUUCAAUGCCCCGAAAUGAUGGAUGUAAGUAUUAUUCUUGUCUUACCUUAACCUACCCUAUUUGCCCUGCUUUACCAUUCCCUACCCUACCGUAUACUUUCUUGCUUUUUCUUGCCCUGCCAAGCCCUACCCUUCCUUACUGUACUCUGUCUUGCGUUGCCAUGUUUUGAUAAGCCAUACUCUACUCUAGCCUACCCUAUUCUACCUUGCCUUGGUGUGCCAUACUUUACCCUGCCCUACCUGGCCGUACCAAUGUGUACCCUAUCCAACCCUUAUCCUAUCGUACCCUUAAGCCAACACAGUAUAAGUUAUACUUAAAAUAAAUAUCUUUUAACUUCAGAAUGACUUCAAAAACCAUUUUAUUGCGACAAUGACCAACUUGUGUGAACAAAUGGUGCCUGCUUCACAUAUUAUCCAACAAAUGAUCAGACAUUGUACCUAA
This is a messenger RNA of Bursaphelenchus okinawaensis, 2798 nucleotides long. Lineage: Eukaryota; Metazoa; Nematoda; Chromadorea; Rhabditida; Aphelenchoididae. The record is from the annotation of a GenBank genome assembly.